GAAGCUUGUCCGCAGGUGUGCGGCAGGCCCGAGGUCACCUUUUUCAGGUGUUUCGUUCACGAGAUCCUCGCUGGCCUGGGGUUCUCUACCUCGAACAGCUAACAAGCGCUUCCUAAACAUCAGAAGUUCAGUGGCCACCAGUCCCAAGUGCCAUGCGGCCGCCAUGGAACCGUCAUCGAAAUGCCAUGUGGCCGCCAUGGGUGCAUCAAGGCCGCUGGUCGGUCUACUGCGAGGAGUGCCCGAAGUUCGUGUAUGCAGACCGGCUUGGGCAAGUUGGAUACCAGUGCAUCUGCGGAUCGAAGUUCGAAGGCGAAUGGAGCACUGGGCACUGCAAGCAACACGGACAUGAAGGGCCAGGCCAUUGACGUGGAGCAGGCACCUCGCAGGGCCAGUACAAGGGGUCUCUUUGCAAGUGGCUCUCCGUUCCCUGGCAGGUGGAAGUACAUAUUCAGCACAGCAGUCCAAAACGAAGGGGCUGCUGGAGGACAUGGCUCCAAAGCCAUCGCAACCGCAGCAGGUGCGACCUGCCGUGGAGUUCCAGGAAAUAUCUAGGAGAGUCAGUCGAGCGAGCAACGUCUUGGAUAAAGCAAAACAAUUAUGGAUUCGCACGCGGGAGGAACACGAGAAAGACUAUUGGACACAUGGCGGAAGGCCACCAAUGAGCUGGUUGAAGCAGAGGCGGCGGAGGUGGCAACAGCCCAGAAAACCAUCCCGCCCAAGGACCACCGUGGACGUCGGCGCAGCGCCCCAGGAGGAUUUCCAGAUGCAGCUUUCCCCCGGCAAGCUUCUGGAGGGCGUCGAGCUUCAAGAGCCGGACAAGAAGAUGGUCGCAGAAAGGUCGGCAGCAGGCAACAUACUCCUCCAGCAGGCGCUCGAUCAAGCCAUGCGCUCCCCCAAGACAGGCUUCGAGAAGCACCCUCCUGAGGUGGCCGACUUUGCAGACCGGCUCGCGACGAAGCGCAAGACGGGCGAUGCAGGGGCUUCUGUCGCUGCCCCUGGCACUCCUCCUACUCCAGCACCUGCUCCAGGCGCAGCCUCGGACAGCGAUGCAGGAGCGGGGCCCCGCGUUCCUCCAUCAGGAAGGGCUCCUGCCGAGGCCGGUGCAGCGGGCCAGGCCGCAGUGGUCGAGGCGCGGAGGAAGCAGCUGCGGGAGGAGGCAGGCCGAGAUAUCACCAGAGUACGCAGAGGAGCGAAGUCCAUGUGGUAGCACGAUGAUGGCAAAACAGGAACACCAGUUGUACAUGUGAUCGUUUUUUAUUAAUUGUUUUGCCGAUCGGCGAGGGUCUUCGCCCCCGCCCCCCCGCGGAGUGGAUCUUGGCUGUUUUUUUGCGCCUGUGUCGAGGAGGCGGAGCCUCUCCCCCAGAGGACGCACGGUUCUAAACAGCCGCAUUAAGCAGAGGUCCGGAGCCAGACCCCCCGUCCGUCAAAUUUCGAAACGCCGU
Prorocentrum cordatum is the source of this 1442-nucleotide messenger RNA. Lineage: Eukaryota; Dinophyceae; Prorocentrales; Prorocentraceae. The record is from the annotation of a GenBank genome assembly.